AUGCUUUCGAUAUUACGGAAAGCUCGGUUGAAGGACAAGGAGAUGCGUAUCCUGAUGCUGGGUCUGGACAAUGCGGGAAAGACGACUAUUGUGAAGAAGAUUAUGAAUGAGGAUGUCAAUAGCGUCAGCCCGACGCUUGGUUUUAUCAUCAAGACAAUUGAGUACGAUGGUUACAAAUUAAACAUAUGGGACGUCGGCGGACAAAAGACGCUGCGGACAUACUGGAAGAACUACUUUGAAAAGACGGACACGCUCAUAUGGGUGGUCGAUGCGACGGACAGUGAGCGGAUAGACGACUGCAGGCAAGAAUUGGCAGGGCUACUGCUCGAGGAGCGCCUUUCCGGAGCUAGUCUGCUGGUCUUCAAGAACAAAAGCGACGUCGCCGGGUCCAUGAGCGAGGAUGAGAUCCGCGAGGGUCUGCAGCUGGAUGCCAUCAAGACACACAAGUGGCACAUCAUGGCGUGCAGUGCCAUGACAGGAAUGAACCUGCGCGAGGGGCUGGAGUGGGUGGUGCAGGACGCCAAAGCCCGCCUGUUCCUGUAUUGA
Molecule: messenger RNA, 546 nt
Organism: Bipolaris oryzae ATCC 44560
Lineage: Eukaryota; Fungi; Ascomycota; Dothideomycetes; Pleosporales; Pleosporaceae
Exons: 6
Coding region: 1-546 (181 amino acids)
Biological process (GO): protein folding
Cellular component (GO): microtubule cytoskeleton; cytoplasm
Molecular function (GO): GTP binding; GTPase activity
Source: RefSeq, a predicted model, not a curated record